AUGCUCUACUGCCUCCCCGACUUCAUCCACAACUACCGCUCUCUGCUACGAAGCCCGCUGCAGCCAAGCAGACGACCCUUCACCAUGACCGUCUCAUAUCCUUUUCAGACCGUUUUCGCCGUACCCAUGACAUGUGACAGCUGCGUCAAGGACGUUUCAGACUCGUUGUACAAGCUCGGGGGUAUCACCAAGGUCGAGGCCAAUCUCAAGGACCAAUUGCUUUCUGUCGAGGGCACAGCCGCACCAUCAACAAUUGUUGACGCCAUCCAAGCCACGGGGAGGGACGCCAUCUUGCGAGGCUCGGGAGGAUCAAACAGCGCGGCUGUGAGCAUCCUCGAGUCUUUUUACCAUGCAGAUGAUGCGCCUUCAAAGUUGAAUGAGCAGCGAGACCGAGAGGUCAGGGGCCUGGCUAGAAUGGUGCAGGUCUCCCCGACUACAACUCUGAUCGACAUGACGCUACGCGGCGUUGCCCCCGGGUCAUACCGAGCUACAAUCCGUGAGUACGGUAACCUGGCAGAGGGCGCAUCAUCGACGGGCCCUGUCUGGUCGGGAGGCAGUCAAGACGCCGCCGCCGCCAAGGGCUUCUUGGGUGUCUUCAACGUCGACAAGGAUGGCAGAGGCAGCGCCUAUCUCGACAAACCCUUUCAAAUCUGGGAAGUUAUUGGCCAUGCCAUGGUCGUCUCGAGACAAGAUGAGUCUGCAGGGGCGUUGAAAAAUGACCCAGACACGUUAGUCGGCGUGAUUGCCAGGAGUGCCGGCGUGUGGGACAAUGAUAAGACGGUCUGUUCAUGCACCGGCAAGACGCUGUGGGAGGAGAGAAAGGACGAGGUUGAGAAGGGUAUGCUGUAG
Molecule: messenger RNA, 849 nt
Organism: Colletotrichum paranaense
Lineage: Eukaryota; Fungi; Ascomycota; Sordariomycetes; Glomerellales; Glomerellaceae
Product: heavy-metal-associated domain-containing protein
Exons: 4
Coding region: 1-849 (282 amino acids)
Biological process (GO): superoxide metabolic process
Cellular component (GO): cytoplasm
Molecular function (GO): superoxide dismutase copper chaperone activity; copper ion binding
Source: RefSeq, a predicted model, not a curated record